GGUCUUCAAGUGCAGGCACUGACAUGUCUGUGCACAGGGAGUACAUGUGUAGACAAUGUGACAACAUGUUCAGAUGUCAAUGAUCUUUGUUACACAGCAGUAAUAAUAAACCUGCAAGAUAACACCACUAGAAUCGAAAAAGGUUUCCAUUUCUUAUAUACGUUUAGCGUUUCUGUUUCAGUCUUGCUUUGGUCUCGUAUAAUCGUGGUUUCAACAAAUAUCAUUUGAUUUUAGGUUGUAAGCCAAGAGACGAGUGUGCUUUAGCAGACUACUGCCCUGUUCGCCAAGUUACUAACGUCUGUGCGAUAUUUGGUUGCUGCUCCAAUGACCGCUGUGUGGCCAAUUACACCCUGGUUGAAAACUUUCAAACUCCUACCUCAUCUGUCGUUCCUAUGACAACAAAAUCUGAAAUGGUCGCUACCAGUACCGUGUCAAGCUCGAUGUCAAGUGUGCGGAUUGCACCAAGUAGAAUUGGUACUACACACGUUUCGAGUUCAGUUGGAUUUGUCGAUACACGGCCCACUUCCCCCAAUGCAUCAGGACGCGUGUUCAGUUCGGGUGUAUUUGUCAUUGUAGCGAUUGGAUUGUUGUGCGGAAUGUUUUAACAUCCCCCGAGAGUGUCAGUGUGAAGAUUACUUCAUUUAACUGAACUUAAUUUUGCUUGUUAAAGUAGCGCUAUGCAGUUUAUAUAUCAAGAUGAACUGCAGUUUACAUAAAACAUAGUCAAGAGACAUGAGCGAUCUGUAUACCAGCAUAUAGGUAGUGACUCCAG
This is a messenger RNA of Paramuricea clavata, 772 nucleotides long. NCBI's taxonomy places the organism in Eukaryota, Metazoa, Cnidaria, Anthozoa, Malacalcyonacea, Plexauridae. The record is from the annotation of a GenBank genome assembly.